This is a messenger RNA of Diaporthe amygdali, 1002 nucleotides long. RefSeq lists its product as uncharacterized. The coding region runs from base 1 to 1002 and encodes 333 amino acids. Gene Ontology annotation, molecular function: oxidoreductase activity, acting on NAD(P)H. The transcript is spliced from 2 exons. NCBI's taxonomy places the organism in Eukaryota, Fungi, Ascomycota, Sordariomycetes, Diaporthales, Diaporthaceae. The record is from RefSeq and is a predicted model, not a curated record.
AUGAAGGAGGCAAUUGUUGACCAAGGGCCUGUGGUCAAGAUCAUUGAAUCUUCAAUCCCAAAGCCCAAUGAUGACCAAGUUGUCAUCAAGGUGGCAGUCAGCGGUUCGAACCCCAAAGACUGGAAAGUGCCUGAAUGGAUGCCCGAAAAAGUACUCAACCAGGGUGACGACAUCGCCGGCACCGUGCACGAGGUCGGCGCCAAUGUGACCGAGUUCAAGCCCGGCGAUCGUGUGAUGGCUUUCCACGAGAUGAUGACACCAGGCGGCAGUUAUGCCGAGUACGCCGUCGCAUGGGCGCACACCACAGCGCAUAUCCCCAAGGGCACGUCGUUCGAGGAGGCCGCUGCAAUCCCUCUGGCUGCACUUACGGCCGCUUGUGGGCUCACCACGAAGCUUGGCCUGCCGCAGCCGUGGCAGCCCGCGAGCGAGCCGACGCCGCUUGUCAUCUACGGCGCGGCCUCGGCGGUGGGCAUCUACGUGGUGCAGCUUGCGCUGCGAGCUAACAUCCACCCACUCAUCUGCAUCGCUGGCAACUCACAGGAUCACGUGAAGUCGUUCAUUGACCCCUCCAAGGGCGACACCAUCAUCGACUACCGUAGCGGCGACGAUGCCGUGGUAGAGGGCAUCAAGAAGGCCGCCAACGGUGCAAAUCUUCUGCACGCGUAUGACGCGGUCUCCGAGAAGAGCAGCUACGUCAACCUCGGUAAGGCGCUCUCUGACGGUGCUACGAUUACCACCGUGUUGCCAGUGAAAGAGGAGGAUGUGCGCAGCAGCGUCCAAGUAAAGAAGACCAUGGUUGGCUCGGUGCACCAGGACGAGAAGGACCUCGGGUUCGUGUACAUGAGAUACUUCGCCAAGGGGCUCCAGGACGGUUGGUUCAAGCCUCAGCCACAGGAGGUCGUGCCAGGUGGGCUUGGCGGGGUCCAGAAAGGACUGGAAAACUUGAAGGCUGGGAAGGCGAACGCGGUCAAGUACGUGUUCAGAAUUGCGGAGACGAAGUGA